AUGGUCCGUGUCAACGUCCUCGCCGAUGCUCUGAAGUCAAUCAACAAUGCCGAAAGAAAGAAAAAGAGACAGGUCAUGAUCCGGCCGUGCUCAAAAGUCAUUGUGCGAUUUCUUAAAGUGAUGCAGCGCAAGGGCUAUAUUGGCGAGUUUGAAAUUGUGGAUGACCAUCGUUCUGGGAAGAUUGUUGUCCAGCUUAACGGUCGGUUAAACAAGUGUGGUGUCAUAAGUCCACGCUUUAAGAUGAGUGUAAGAGAUACGGAGCACUGGACCCGCAAUCUCCUCCCUUCGCGCCAGUUCGGGUAUGUCGGUCAAUUCUGCCAGGCUAAUUGUCUUCAGCUACCUUGUACUUACCACAAGUGGCGGACUGAUGGACCACGAGGAGGCUCACAAAAAGCACUUAGGAGGUGUUAUUCUUGGCUACUUCUUUUAA
This is a messenger RNA of Spirometra erinaceieuropaei, 430 nucleotides long. NCBI's taxonomy places the organism in Eukaryota, Metazoa, Platyhelminthes, Cestoda, Diphyllobothriidea, Diphyllobothriidae. The record is from the annotation of a GenBank genome assembly.